CAAAAAAUCUGAAGAACGAGAACCAGAAAAUAACGACAUUCUUCCCCGACGCAUCUUCUUUCUCUCACAGUGAAGAACAAUGGUCUGUAAUUCUCUUUCUACAUUAUCUUCACCAUCUUCAUAUCUCCCUUCAACUUCUUCUACAUAUGCUUUCACCAAAUACAGAUUCUCUCCACCAAUCCUUUGGAUUAAGCGCUCAUCUGAUCUCUCACCCAAGUUUUCAAUUAGGGCUUGUUCUAAUAACGCCCUUGAUAAUGAAUCCGCCGAGAUAUUCCAGCAGAACAAUUCAAUCGCCGAUUUCAUGAGAUUCAGGAAAUCUGAUUCCGCCGAGCUUCAGACUGCCGUCGUUAGCUAUCGGAAGAAAUUCCCUUGGUCUCUUCUCCAACCAUUUCUUCAGGUUGAUUUGGUUUCAACAAUACAUAUUGCGGACAAAGAGUAUUUUUCAACUCUUCAGAAGUCACUAGAUGAUUAUGACUGUGUUCUUUAUGAGAUGGUGGCAAGCAGGGAGAGUUUGGAAAGAAGACAAGACCCUAAUCCAUCUACAAAGCUACAAACCUCGCGUUCCCGAAGCUUUAAUAUAAUAGGAUGCAUUCAACGACAAAUGGCUAGGAUACUUGCUCUAGAUUUUCAACUAGAUUGUCUUGAUUAUGAAUCUGAUAAAUGGUAUCAUGCUGAUCUGGACUUUGAAACCUUCAAGUUACUUCAGGUUGAAAAGGGUGAGAGUUUCUUUACCUUUGCAAGAGAUAUGACAAUUAGAACAACAAAAGCCAUGGUCCAGCCUGUUUCAAAUUCUGAAGAACUCGGCCCUUGGAGAUCUAAGCUUCUAUGGGCUUCCCGUGUCCUACCCAUGCCUCUGGUUGGCCUAGUCAUAAUUGGAAGUGUUUGUGCAGACACGGGUAGCCAAUCAUCAGACUUUCCAGAAUUAGAAGCUUUAUCUAGGCUAGAUUUUGGUACUGCCUUGAAAGUCUUCCUAGCAAAAAGGCUAACAUCUGAGUUCACUCAGUUGACAGCUGAUGUGGAAGAGAAAUCGGUUAUAAUAGGGGAGAGGAAUAAAGCAGCAACAAAAGCUCUUAGAAGAGCAAUGGAUGCAGGCCAUAAGAAGAUUGCUGUACUGUAUGGAGGUGGGCACAUGCCUGAUCUGGGGAGGAGACUUCGUGAGGAAUUUGGUCUAGUUCCUUCUGAGGUGGAGUGGGUAACAGCGUGGUCAAUUCGCAGUAACAGGAAUCUGAAGAGCGAUUAUUCAUUUCCAUUGUUGAAGAAAAUGGCGGAAGUAUCUGGAUGGCCAUUAGAUAGGUAUCAGACUCUAGCUCUGGUGAUAUUUUCGUCUGUCCUAGCCUUGGAUUUAUUGUUCUGGGAACUCUUUUUUGGGACUACUGCGGAUUGGGUUACAAAUACAGCUUCCGAAUUGUCACAGUUUGUUAAAGUCAUGUGAUUAUUAUAAAAACAAUACGGAUUUAUAUUAUGAUUCAUAAGUUUCGCUGUUAAUAUAGUUUGAUUAUGG
Impatiens glandulifera is the source of this 1501-nucleotide messenger RNA. RefSeq lists its product as uncharacterized. Lineage: Eukaryota; Viridiplantae; Streptophyta; Magnoliopsida; Ericales; Balsaminaceae. The coding region runs from base 80 to 1432 and encodes 450 amino acids. The transcript has 5 exons. The record is from RefSeq and is a predicted model, not a curated record.